AUGCUACUCCUGAACAUUCUAGGUCUUGUGGGUGCUGCAUUGGCAGCCACCACUACGACAUGCCAGACUGUCUCCACAUCCACGUCUACGUCCAGGGUCAAAACUUAUUGGAACACGGAGACAACGACCGAAACGAAAUCGAUCAAAAGCGUGUAUCAAGAUACAAUAACGACAACGCAGCCAGACAAGACGGUCACAAGUCAAAACACCAUCUACACCCUUGUUGGAACAACAACAGUUGGAGGUGGACUGGUGUCGGCUGGGAGCACAACCACAAGUACGAGCCAGAUUUGGACUACUGUGACCGCAACGACGUCCACUGUGUCGACCUUCACCUCUACGAUAUCUUAUCCGACCUCGACAAUAUCCCCAAGCCCCGGCUUCACACCACUUGCGGAUUAUCUUAAUAGCCAGGGGCAUGUCGCUACGAGAAUCAAAUCGGCUGCAAGGAAGAGAAACGUAGCUUUUGAAGACGCCGGUGUGAUUGAGAAUAGACAAGCCUCGCAGUAUCCGGUGUUUGUCCUCUGUGAUAAGUAUAUCGGGACGACUACUUCCACGACCGUGACGAGCACGAAAACGCCGCCAAAGACGUCAACAUUGUCGAGAUCGACGACGACGGUCACGGCUGCAGAUGCUACGAAGAAAGUCAAGUCGACUGUCAGUGCUGGCGCAACGACAACUUAUACCGCUACGUCCACCUACUACGCCGCCUGCGCCGCCAACAACAGCGUCGAUACCGUCGACGGCGGAGCCAUUGAGAGCUUCUCCCCAUACACGCCAGGACUCGGCUUCUCCUUGUAUCAGGGUGUGCCAGCUCCCCAAACCGCAUACGAGUGUUGCGUUGCUUGCCUCAUGAUGGACCCGCCGUGUGCACUUAGUUGGUGGACGACUAAUCCGACUCCGGGAUGCUUGCUUCUUGCUGAUAACGGGACUUGCACGGGGAGCGGUUUCCAGGCGUGGUUCAAGACUACGCCAGGGGAUGAGUCGGAUACGACGUUUUCUAACAGCAAUUGUGCUUCGUGGGAUUAUUUGGGGACGACUUGA
This is a messenger RNA of Zasmidium cellare ATCC 36951, 1044 nucleotides long. RefSeq lists its product as uncharacterized. The coding region runs from base 1 to 1044 and encodes 347 amino acids. The record is from RefSeq and is a predicted model, not a curated record. NCBI's taxonomy places the organism in Eukaryota, Fungi, Ascomycota, Dothideomycetes, Mycosphaerellales, Mycosphaerellaceae. The transcript has 3 exons.